This is a messenger RNA of Ascochyta rabiei, 735 nucleotides long. RefSeq names its product microtubule integrity protein mal3. Gene Ontology annotation, molecular function: microtubule plus-end binding. Gene Ontology annotation, biological process: spindle assembly; protein localization to microtubule plus-end; regulation of microtubule polymerization or depolymerization. Lineage: Eukaryota; Fungi; Ascomycota; Dothideomycetes; Pleosporales; Didymellaceae. The transcript is spliced from 4 exons. The record is from RefSeq and is a predicted model, not a curated record. The coding region runs from base 1 to 735 and encodes 244 amino acids. Gene Ontology annotation, cellular component: cytoplasmic microtubule; microtubule organizing center; microtubule plus-end.
AUGGGCGAGUCAAGGCAGGAACUGGUCGCAUGGCUCAAUAACCUGCUGCAGCUCAACAUCACCAAAGUCGAACAAUGCGGGACAGGCGCAGCGCUAUGCCAGGUCUUCGACAGCAUCUUCUACGAUGUGCCCAUGUCGAGGGUCAAGUUCAACGCAAACACAGAAUAUGCAUACCUGCAGAAUUUCAAAGUCCUGCAGAACACAUUCGCCAAGCACCAGAUCGACAAGCCCAUCCGCGUCGAGUCGCUCGUCAAGUGCAAGAUGCAGGACAACCUCGAGUUCCUGCAAUUCGUCAAGCAGUACUGGGACCAGCACUUCCCCGGCCACGAGUACGACCCUGUCGCCCGUCGCGGAGCAAAGGCAGUGACGGGUGGCGGCGCACCCGCGUCUCGUGCUGCACCUGCCGCUGCCAGGAGAGCGCCCGCCGCCAGCAACACCGCCGCCCCGCGAACGCGAACGCCGCUCGCUGCCUCAGGAGGCGCAGCAAGUGCAGCUCUCCGCGAAGAGAACACACAACUCAAGGAGACCGUGUCUGGCCUGGAGCGCGAGCGCGACUUCUACUUCAGCAAGCUGAGGGACAUAGAACUGCUCAUCCAGCAAGCCAUGGAGGCCGACCCUGAGCUCGAGAAGGACGAGGGGCUCCUCAAGCAGAUCCAGAACAUCCUCUACUCGACUGAGGAGGGCUUCGAGAUCCCCGCGGAGGGCGCCGAGGGCGCCGAGGAGGAGACAUUUUAG